This is a messenger RNA of Eufriesea mexicana, 2011 nucleotides long. Its product is annotated as gastrulation defective protein 1 homolog. The coding region runs from base 1 to 1986 and encodes 661 amino acids. NCBI's taxonomy places the organism in Eukaryota, Metazoa, Arthropoda, Insecta, Hymenoptera, Apidae. Gene Ontology annotation, molecular function: protein binding. The transcript has a single exon. Gene Ontology annotation, cellular component: nucleus; site of double-strand break. The record is from RefSeq and is a predicted model, not a curated record.
AUGAACAUGAAAAAGACUAUAACUUUUGGCAAAAUUAGUAAAAAUUUAACUAGACAAACAGCCGAAAAUACAGAAUUUGUAAAUUCUGGAUUUGGUACAUUUGGUAAAAAAUCAUUGGAGACUAAUAUAACAAAAAUGAAUGAGAUUAAACCAGAAGAUGAAGAAGAAUCUCAAAGUUUGAAAGAAGUUAUGGGUAUAACAGGAUUUGGAAAAAAGGCUAAGUCCUUUGAUGUGCAAGAAAUGUUGGAGAAUAUUACAAAAACUAUUAAUAGUAAUAAAGCAACUGCUGAACAAAUAAAACUUGUUGAGAAAGCUUCUAAAAUUCAAUCAUCAGAAGAAGAAGAUGAAGAUACUGACAACAAUGAUAUUGAUAAUAAUAUCGACAAUGAGGAAGAUAAUGAUUUUAUUGGACCUCCAAUACCUUCUAAACUUCAGAUUUCAAAUGACUUAGAAGAGACCUCAGAGGUAAAGGAUAACGAUGAUAAUGAAAGUGACCAAGACUCUGAUAUAGAAGAAGAGUUACAAUUAAGAGACAAAAUUCCAUGCAGUCAUGAAGUUACAAUGACUCAUGGGACAAAGGCAGUAACAGCUAUUGCAGCAGAUCCUUCUGGAGCAAGAUUAGCGUCAGGUUCAAUUGAUUAUGAUCUUUGUUUUUGGGAUUUUGCUGGUAUGGACUCAUCAAUGAGAAGUUUCAGAACAUUACAACCUUGUGAAAAUCAUCCAAUUAAAUGUCUACAAUACUCAAUGACUGGUGAUGUCAUAUUAGUCAUAUCAGGUUCUGCACAAGCAAAGGUUUUAGAUAGAGAUGGUUUUGAGAAAUGUGAAACUGUGAAAGGAGAUCAAUAUAUAACAGAUAUGGCACGUACGAAAGGUCAUACAGCAGGAUUAAAUAGUGGUUGUUGGCAUCCAUUCACAAAAGAGGAAUAUCUUACUUGUUCACAAGAUAGUACAUGUAGAAUAUGGAUUUUGUAUAGACCACGUGCACAUAAAUAUCUUAUAAAGUGUAGAGCACAAAAUGGAGUUAAGACCAUACCAACUUCGUGUGGUUAUAGUAGAGAGGGUAAUGUAGUGGCUUGUGGUUGCAUAGAUGGUUCUAUACAGAUGUGGGAUCAUAGAAAAAAUUUUGUUAAUCCAUCACUAAUUCAGAGAAAUGCACAUGCUCAGGGUGCCGAGAUAUCAAGUAUAAGCUUCUCUUAUCUUGGAUUUAUGCUUGCAACAAGAAGUUGUGACGACACAUUAAAGCUUUGGGAUUUAAGAACAUUUAAAACACCUAUUUUUGAGGCAAAAAAUUUAUAUUCUCGAUAUGAUACAACAGACUGUAUGUUUAAUCCAGAUGAUUCAGUCCUUAUUACUGGAGAGUCUUUGAGCAAAGGUCAAAAUAUAGGUAGAAUUCUAUUUUACGAUACAAAGACUUUUGAUUUAAUUAAUGAAAUAAGUGUAACUAAUUCACAUGUUAUUAAAACAUUAUGGCAUCCAAAACUAAAUCAGAUAUUUGUCGGUUGUGGAAAUGGAAUAGUUAAAGUAUAUUAUGAUUCUAAGAAGAGUUUAAGAGGUGCAAAAUUAUGCGUUGUAAAAACACAUUUGAAACAAAAACAUAUUGAAGUAAUGUCAACCCAACAAAUUAUUACGCCACAUGCACUUCCAUUAUUCAGACAAGACAGACCUAAAUCAGUUCGUAAGCAAAUGGAAAAAGAUCGUUUAGAUCCCGUUAAAUCGAGAAGGCCAGAUUUACCAAUCACUUCCGGUCAGGGUGGAAGGGUUGCAUCUUCUGGUGGAACACUUAGUUCUUAUGUAAUUCGCAAUUUGGGACUUAGUAAGAGGAUAGAAGAUGACCAAGACCCGCGAGAGGCUAUUUUGAAAUAUGCAAAAGUUGCAGAAGAAAAUCCAUAUUGGAUUGCACCAGCAUAUAAAAAGACACAGCCGCAAACAAUAUUUCAAACGGAUGAACAGGAUGGAGCGCCAAGUACGAAAAAGCAAAAAACCUAAAGAUUAUAUAUUGCUUUGUAUAAAU